AAGAAAAUAGCAGCAACCGUCAACAGAGCACGGCAAACCGAACUAAAGAAAACGAAAUUCACUUCGUAAAAUCUCACACUCACUCUCCCUCUUUGCGCUCUCUCUCUCUCUUCCCCUCUCUCUCUUCUAGACCCAUUCUGAAUAUAGACACCAUCGCAACACCUUUUGAUUGUCUCUCAUUCUCGUUGGCUUUGACAGUUUUUGUUCUUAGGAAUCUGGAGGACAAAGGACUUGUCUGGUCAUGGCUAGUAAUGCAGCAGCCUGUGCCGAGAGAGCAACCAGCGAUAUGCUAAUUGGUCCCGACUGGGCAAUAAAUAUCGAGUUGUGCGAUAUCAUUAACAUGGACCCUGGGCAAGCGAAGGAGGCCUUAAAGAUUCUCAAGAAGCGCCUAGGCAGUAAAAAUCCUAAAAUACAACUUCUGGCUCUUGUUGCAUUGGAGGCUCUCAGCAAGAAUUGUGGUGAGAAUGUAUUUCAGCAGAUAAUUGAUCAUGAUAUCUUGCAUGAAAUGGUUAAGAUAGUGAAGAAGAAGCCAGACUUGCAUGUGAGGGAAAAGAUACUAAUUUUGAUAGAUGCAUGGCAAGAAGCUUUCGGUGGACCAAGAGGAAGGUAUCCCCAGUACUAUGCAGCAUAUAAUGAACUGAAGUCUGCUGGAAUUGAAUUUCCUCCCCGAGAAGAGAACAGUGUUCCAUUAUUUACUCCACCCCAAACCCUGCCAAUAGUUCCUCAUGCUUCAGCAUAUGAGGAUGCUGCUAUUCAGACCUCUCUACAGUCUGAUGUGUCUGGCCUCAGCUUGUCCGAGAUUCAAAAUGCUCAGGGACUGGCUGAUGUGUUAAAUGAUAUGCUUGGUGCUUUGGAUCCCCAUCAUCCUGAGGGUGUGAAGCAAGAAGUAAUCGUAGACCUUGCCGAUCAGUGCCGUUCUUACCAACAUCGUGUUAUGCUUCUUGUGAAUAAUACUGUAGAUGAGGAGCUUCUUUGUCAAGGAUUGGCAUUGAAUGAUAAUUUGCAGCGUGUACUUCGUCAGCAUGAUGAUAUUGUCAAUGGGAUGUCUACUGUAGGAGUAAGAGAAACUGAAACACCAGUUGUGCCAGUUUUGAAUGUGAGCCAUGAAGAUGAUGAAUCAGAAGAUGAUUUUGCACAGCUAGCUCAUAGGAAACCAGCCAUCACAAAGACUGAACCUGUGCGAGUUAGUCCAGUUCUCCCUCCUCCCCCUUCAUCAAAGAAGCCAGUCGCCACAGAUUCUGUCAUGAUUGAUUAUCUCAGUGGUGAUGUCUACAAAUCUGAAAGAUCCCGUGAAACAUCAGAACCAACACCCUUUGCAGUCUCAGAACAUUCCAACCAGACUUCCACACCACUGUUUUCUCCUAUACUUUCUUCCUCUCCCGCUACAAACGAUAGCAUUAAUCCCACUGCGGCAAAGCCUAUAUUUACAGGACGGCCUGUAUAUGAUGUACCAGCUUCCGCGAGCAAAUCUGGAGACCAUCUUCCUCCAACUCCUUGGGAUACUCAGUCUCCCGGAAACCUUCCACCCCCACCGUCCAGGUAUAAUCAGAGACAACACUUUUUCGAGCAGCAAAAUUCAGGUGGUGCAUCUCAUUCAGAUAGUGGAUCAGGUUCCUCUUAUGACAGUUUAGUGGGGCAUACCCAGAAUCUCUCGCUUAAUCCAUCUGCUCCAACCAAACAAGCGAAUUCGGAAGAUGCUCUUUUCAAAGAUCUGGUUGAUUUUGCAAGAGCCAAAUCUUCUUCUUCUUCUUCUUCCUCCCCGUCCAAACCCAAUCGGUCAUUUUGAGCAAUUAUGAAUAUUUUUAUUCUAUCAGGUUUUGGCAUUAGACCAUGAGAUUACUUGUUCAAUUCUUGUUGUUAGGGAUCGGACUUUGGAUUAUGGUUUAUCUAUGAUGCCUAGCUGGUUUAUAUUGAAGAUGAA
This is a messenger RNA of Juglans microcarpa x Juglans regia, 1921 nucleotides long. RefSeq names its product TOM1-like protein 3. Gene Ontology annotation, molecular function: phosphatidylinositol binding; ubiquitin binding. Bases 242 to 1786 code for a protein of 514 amino acids. The record is from RefSeq and is a predicted model, not a curated record. Gene Ontology annotation, biological process: protein transport to vacuole involved in ubiquitin-dependent protein catabolic process via the multivesicular body sorting pathway. The transcript has 10 exons. Lineage: Eukaryota; Viridiplantae; Streptophyta; Magnoliopsida; Fagales; Juglandaceae.